This is a messenger RNA of Capsaspora owczarzaki ATCC 30864, 375 nucleotides long. RefSeq lists its product as hypothetical. Lineage: Eukaryota; Filasterea; Ministeriida; Capsasporidae. The record is from RefSeq and is a predicted model, not a curated record. The transcript has a single exon.
CUGCAGCAGCAACAGCAGCAGCCACAUGUUUCGUAUCCAUCGCUCAAUCGCUCUCCAAGCCGUCACUCGCACCCUUGCGAGUCAGAGUCUCCCGCCUACCCCAAGAACGGCUCCAGCCCGUCCGGGUAUGAGACGUGGCCGCGAACGCGCGGGUCGGCCCCAGCCACGAACGGCGCCGAGCUCGCUUCGUACGCGAUUAUCGAGCAGCACGAGCUGCUUGGUCGGUUUGCAAAUGUGAACGAGGCGUCUCUCGAACGCAUUCGCCGACGCGUCGGAUCGGACGUCAUCCUCAGUCCGCACCCCUCUGGCAGCGCUGCGGUCGUCGAGUCUACAGCUUCGCCUGGCUAUCGGAUGCGUCAGCUGCGAGACUUUUAG